This is a messenger RNA of Haliotis rufescens (red abalone), 4103 nucleotides long. RefSeq names its product choline transporter-like protein 2. The record is from RefSeq and is a predicted model, not a curated record. The transcript has 23 exons. Gene Ontology annotation, biological process: transmembrane transport. The coding region runs from base 107 to 2308 and encodes 733 amino acids. Gene Ontology annotation, cellular component: membrane. Lineage: Eukaryota; Metazoa; Mollusca; Gastropoda; Lepetellida; Haliotidae. Gene Ontology annotation, molecular function: transmembrane transporter activity.
CUUGUAAACAAGGAAGCGGCGCGAUAUCAGGUGGUUAUCAAAUACGCUUGAUUGUGCAAACUUACGUGAGAAACCUUAUCGACGUCUGUGUGGGAAAUUUGAAAUAAUGGGGUGUUGUGGAAAUAAAGAUGACGAAGGGGAACCCACAGACGAAGAGAUUGAAAUGGUGGAUUCAAAGGAAUACGGUACUCCCCAUCAAUAUGACCCCACCUUCAAGGGCCCAAUCCACAACAGGUCGUGUACAGACAUCAUCUGCUGCAUCCUCUUCAUCAUCUUCAUCAUCGGCAGCGUCGCCGUCUCCAUACUGGGCUAUUCUCGCGGAGACCCUUAUCGACUUAUCCACCCUACGGACUCAAGUGGAAAAAUAUGCGGCAUUGGAGAACUCAAGGACAAACCGUAUUUGUUCUUCUUCGACUUGCUCCAGUGUGCCAGGAUGGGCCCCAACAUCAUCAAUGGCUGCCCAACACCACAGGUGUGUGUUGAGCAGUGCCCCAAUUCCAGCUACGUGUUCCUCCAGACUGUGGCCAAGGAGAAGUUUCUAGGAGGCAUUGACAAGACGGCGAGGGCCAAGAUGAUCUGCAAAUACAAUGUCAAUGCUACUGACGGGGGUGACGUGACGGAGCUGGUGAAAAAAGAGGAUUGUGCCGCCUACUACGUACCUUCAUCGCCAGUUGUUGGACGUUGUGUGCCGAGUAUUUUCAAAGACAUUCUGGACGACAUGGGUUCUAAAUUGAACACAAGUGAUGGAAUGGUCCUUGUCAAUGCAUUGAAUGAGAGUAUCACUGGAAAUAUGCUGAAUAAUGGAACAAGGUUUCUGGCGGAAUUCUACAAGUUCAAGGAAUAUGGAGAGCUCAUAUUUAGGGAUGUGUCAUCUUCAUGGUAUUUCAUUUUGAUAGGCCUGUUUAUUGCCAUGCUGAUAUCCCUUUUGUGGAUCAUCCUGAUGAGGUGGCUGGUUGGAGUCAUGGUCUGGUUGACCCUGGUCCUCUUUGUCGGACUCUUCAGCUUCGGCACUUACUACUGCUACUCCCAGUACUACAAGUUGAAGGGCAUGAACACGGAGAAAGAGUUCGGCUUGUCCCACGCCUUCACAUUCAACUUCAGUUACUACCUCACCCUCUACCAGACCUGGCUGGCCUUCGGCUGCACAUCAGCAACUCUUCUGAUCAUCUUCGUGAUCGUCCUGCUCUUCCUCAUCCCCCGCAUCUGCAUCGCCAUCCAACUCAUCAAGGAGGGCAGCAGAGCUAUUGGGACGAUGUCCUACACGCUGUUAUGGCCGAUCAUCCCGUUCGUCCUGCAAGUGCUGGUGGUCAUCUACUGGGGAUCAACCGCCAUAUACUUAGCUUCAAUAGGUGACGCGGAGUACUAUACCAACACAACCACCAACGAAACGGUCAACACAGCCGUCACAUCCAAUGAGGUUGUCCAGUCAGUCGUGGAGAGAAUACCAUGUUCCCCAGGGGGUGGAGACACGGCAGCUAAGGUGUGCGAGUUCGUCAAGUACGGAGGCAGUAGAUACACAGUGUACCUCCAGUUCUACAUGCUCUUCAUGUUCUUCUGGAUGAUGAACUUUGUCAUCGCUCUGGGACAGAUGACCCUGGCUGGAGCGUUUGCAUCCUACUACUGGGCAUUUGACAAAUCCAAGGAUAUCCCUUCUGCCCCGCUGGCGUCCUCAUUCUACCGGGCGAUACGGUAUCAUCUCGGCACACUUGCGUUUGGCUCCGUCCUCAUCGCUAUCGUUCAGCUGAUCAGAUCAGUCCUGGAGUACCUGAGUCGGAAACUGAAGGGCUCGGAGAACAAGGUGGCAAGAUUCAUUGUCAAGUGUUUGAGCUGCUGCUUCUGGUGCCUGGAGAAGAUCCUCAAGUUCAUCAACAAGAAUGCCUACAUCAUGACUGCUAUCUAUGGAAGAAACUUCUGCUCAGCUGCUAAAGAUGGAUUUUUCUUGAUAAUGAGAAACAUUGUGAGGACCUUUGUGCUGGACAAGGUGGCUGAUUUCAUCAUGUUCAUAAGCAAACUGAUGGUCACCGGAGCUAUUGGAAUCGCUGCCUACUACUGGUUCAACAGCAAAAUCAACAUCCUUCCCAACUUCGUCCCCGACCUCAACUAUUCCCUCGUGCCUGUCGUGAUUCUACUGAUUGGAACCUUCCUGAUUGCGACCUCGUUCUUCAACGUGUUCAGCAUGGCUGUUGACACCCUGUUCCUGUGUUUUUUGGAGGACCUGGAGAGGAAUGAUGGCUCACCGGACAAACCCUACUUCAUGAGCACGGAUCUGAAGAAAAUCCUGAAGAAAUCCAACAAGAAACCCAAGUAGAAACCCGACAUUGUCGUACUGGAAGAGGACCUUGUCGUACUGGAAGAGGACGAUCUUGCUGGAGAACUGCCUUGUAGGAUCAGAAAUGCAAAAAUGCUUAUUUCUGAAUAAAUAAGACCGUUUCAUUUUGUUAAGAAAAUAGUCGCCAAAUAGCUCCCAAUAUGGUUAUGAUAGACUCUUGAUGAUGAUGAUGAUGAUGAUGAUGAUGAUGAUAGAGACAAUAGAGUACAUCAUACAUUACUGAUAACUGGUGAGAGAUAAAAAUGGACUCUGGUUCCUCUUGGCCUAAUCUAAAUAAGUUAGUUCUGACUGAAUAAUUAUUUUUUUCUUUGAUUGCUGUUCAUGAAGGGUAUUGGUUGUUAUAGGGAUUCAGCUGUUGGGUCAGAAUCCCGUAAUCACAUCAAUUACUGGCGCUAUAUGCUUGUGGGUCUCACCAAAGUGGUAAAUGUCUAAGACCUGCAUCACUUUGGACUUUUUCUCCCACAUCAUGCCGACAUGUGAUAUGUCCAAUCUACUCGAUCCUCCCACCCACAGGUAUCACGGACAGAACAGUCCAGACUGACCAGUGUCCAGGCACUGAGUGCCUGCAAUAGUUAGACAGUGAGUCAGUAGACAGGUGACUUGCAGCAAUAUUUAGACAGUGAAUGAGUAGACAGGUGACUUGCAGCAAUAUUUAGACAGUUAAUCAGAAGACAGGUUUCUUCAAGUGUCCUGCUAUGAGUACACAAUAGUCCAGUGUGUGACUUUGAUGGCAAUCUGGAUUGUGGUCAAAAGUGGUUAUUUUGCUCUUCAGGGAUAUGUAAUAAUGUACAUGUCUUUCAACGACACAAAAAUAUGAAUAUGUUAUAUUAUCACGUCUGAAUCUUUUUUCAAUUACCGUAAUUAUGAUUUGAUGUUUGGUAUAUUAAAAUAUAGUCAGGUGAGCUUCAGAGCUUCCUGGCUCUAACUUCUACAGGGGACAUUGUGCAGAGUUACUUCCCUUAGGCGUGCCAGGAACCUAUGAUUGUGGGUUCGAAUCUCAAAUUCACCCUGAUUGUUUCUUGGUCAGCACAUUACCCGUGUUCGUGGAUUUCACCUAACUGGUAAACAUCCAAGACCAUUUCGGACUUUUUUUCCUACAAGCUGACACACUGUGGAAGACUGGAAUACUGUUCAAAGCAGUGUUAAUACAAAUUCACUCACUCACUCACUCACUCACUCACUCACUCACUCACUCACCAACCAAUGUGUGUUCAGCCAUUGAUGGAUAAAUGAUCCGUGCAACUAGUCAGCAUUAAUAAUGUCUGUAAGAAAAUGUUGUAAUGUCACCUUAAUUGUAAUAAUUUGGCAUGAAAUUAACUAAUGACCAACCAUGUUUUGAUGUUUAAUUAGUUGAAUGCAUGUGUCCAUAUGAUUCACAAAUCUCAUCCAUCUGCCUACAGAGAUUGUGAUUAAUAGCAAUAGUUAUGAUAUGCUCCUCUUAUAAGUUAAAAACCGUCUCAAUUAAUGUAAAUUCUCACACACAUAAGUGUAGUUUUAUAUUGAUUAAAAAUUCCCAGUGGGAAUUUGUUUAGUGUUUGUUCCCGACACUAUUGCUGGUUUAGAGGCUAAACUUGAUCAGUGGGUUCGACUUGAUGACUUUCUUGAUGUGCGUGUAGAGUCCCAGGUAGAUGGCGUAUCAGUGUAUCGUACGGAUGACAAAGUAGACACAAUUUAUGUAUAACAACUUCUUUAAUUACUGUAAAGGCGACGGUUCGUUACAAGAUCUAUACCGAAACAUUGCCUUUACAGUAAUUGAAGAACCCGGGAACCCAUG